Oenanthe melanoleuca is the source of this 1019-nucleotide messenger RNA. RefSeq names its product protein phosphatase 1 regulatory subunit 3G (gene PPP1R3G). Gene Ontology annotation, molecular function: glycogen binding; protein phosphatase 1 binding. The record is from RefSeq and is a predicted model, not a curated record. Gene Ontology annotation, cellular component: protein phosphatase type 1 complex. Bases 89 to 931 code for a protein of 280 amino acids. NCBI's taxonomy places the organism in Eukaryota, Metazoa, Chordata, Aves, Passeriformes, Muscicapidae. Gene Ontology annotation, biological process: regulation of glycogen biosynthetic process. The transcript has a single exon.
CUGCGGCGGGGGCGCCGGAUAAAGCGGUGCCGGCCCGUCCGCCUCCGGCACAGGGGCGGCCGGGACGGGCCCAGCGGGGCGCCCCGCCAUGGCGAGCCCCGCACGCCCGCGGCAGGAGCUGGCGGCCGAGGAGCGGCGGCUCCGCGGCGCGGCCCCGACGGGACCCCGCGACGCCAAGCGGGAGGCGGCGGGGGAGCGGCUGGUGCUGCUGGAGCUGCGCCGCUGCGGGCGGCCGCCGUCCCCCGGCCCCGGCGAGCGGCAGGAGGAGGGGGAGGAGGAGGAAGAGGAGGGGGAGGCGGCGGCGGCGGGCGAAGAUUGCUGCGGCAAGUGCAAGAAGCGGGUGCAGUUCGCCGACUCGCUGGGGCUGAGCCUGGCCAGCGUCAAGCACUUCAGCGACGCCGAGGAGCCGCAGGUGCCGCCCGCCGCGCUGUCGCACCUGCAGAGCCCGCCCGGCGAGGAGCGGGACCCGCCGCCGCCCGGCGCCGAGCCGCCGCCCGCGCUGCUGCUGGUGCCCGACUUCCCCGACGGCGGCGAGCCCGGCGCCGAGCGCCUGCGGCGGCAGCGCGUCUGCCUGGAGCGCCUGGGGCGGCCCGCGGCGCCCACCGACGUGCGGGGCACGGUGCAGGUGCUGGGCGGCCCCGGCCCCAAGGAGGUGACGGUGCGCUACACCUUCAACGAGUGGCUCUCCUUCGUGGACGUCCCGGCCGCGCCGCUGCCCCCCGAGCCGCCGGCCGAGCGCUACGGCUUCACCCUGUGCGUCCCGCCGAGCCUGCGGGAGGGCUCGGCCCUGCACUUCGCCAUCCGCUACCGCAGCCCGCAGGGCGAGUUCUGGGACAACAACGGCGGCCGCAACUACACGCUGCGCUGCUGCGGCUGCCCCGGGGGCGGCCCCGCCGCCGCCCCGCCGGCCCCCGCCGCCCCCCGCUACUGACGGGGCCGAGGGCAGCCGGUCGGGCCGGGCCGGGCAGGGCAGCGGCCGCACCGCGCCCGGAGCGGGGCCCGGCUCGGGAGGGACGCGG